Brassica oleracea var. oleracea is the source of this 1721-nucleotide messenger RNA. RefSeq names its product cyclic dof factor 2. Bases 185 to 1498 code for a protein of 437 amino acids. Lineage: Eukaryota; Viridiplantae; Streptophyta; Magnoliopsida; Brassicales; Brassicaceae. Gene Ontology annotation, molecular function: DNA-binding transcription factor activity; DNA binding. The record is from RefSeq and is a predicted model, not a curated record. Gene Ontology annotation, biological process: regulation of DNA-templated transcription. The transcript has 2 exons.
ACAGCAAAACUGUAAUCUUUUUUCUCGCAAAGACAAAAAGGAGAUAAAAAGAAAUAAACAAAUCGAGAAAGAAAGAGAAAAAACUCAGACAACCACCGAAACACAAGACAGUCGUCUCUCUCUCUCUCUCUCUCUUUCUUCUCUGUCUUCUCAAAAGUUUCCGCUUUUUUCUCGAAGAAGAUUGAUGUCUGAUCCGGCGAUUAAGCUGUUUGGGAAAACGAUUCCUUUACCGGAACUUCUUGGUGGUGAUUUAACAGAACAGCAAGACCAGAAUCCUGUUCGGUUAUCAGAUUCGUGUACCGGAGACGAUGAAGAGAUGGGUGAUUCCGGUUUAGCAGGAGGAGGAGGAGGAGAUGAUGAUGGUUGUGGAGAUAGCGAGAGUCAAAAGGAAGAAAAAGAUACAGAGUGUGGAGACGAGUCAUUGUGCAAUGAAUCUAGUAAAGUUAGUGCGGCAUCGAGUAUAACUGAGAAAACGGAAACUACUAAAGUUGCAAAGACGGAUGAAGAGACGUCACAGAACGGGACUUGCUCUCAAGAGGGGAAGCUAAAGAAGCCCGACAAGAUUCUGCCUUGCCCGCGAUGCAACAGCAUGGAGACCAAGUUCUGUUACUACAACAACUACAACGUUAACCAACCUCGCCAUUUCUGCAAGAAGUGUCAGAGGUAUUGGACAGCUGGAGGAACCAUGAGGAACGUUCCCGUCGGUGCUGGGAGACGCAAGAACAAGAACCCGGCUUCUCAUUUUAACCGUCACGUAACCAUAACAUCUGCGGAAGCUAUGCAGAAGGCGGCGGCGGCAAGAACCGCUGAUAAUGGCACCAGUCUCCUGACUUUCGGCUCUGACUCAGUCCUAUGUGAAUCCAUGGCUUCAGGGUUGAAUCUUGCUGACAAGUCAAUGCUGAAGAAGACAGAAGCUAGUGCAGGCUUGAAGAUUACGGUUCCUUUAAACCCUUCAAAGGAACAGGCCGGAACAAUCAGCCCGUUACCAUGCUUUCCAGGACCACCACCAACUUGGCCGUACGCUUGGAACGGUGUUUCAUGGACGGCUGUACCGUUUUACCCUCCGCCUGCUUACUGGAGCUACCCGGGUGUUUCACCGGGGACAUGGAACAGCAUCGCCUGGAUGCCACAACCCACUUCACCAUCUGCUGGGUCCGGUCCAAACUCUCCAACACUUGGUAAACAUUCACGCGACGAGAGCAUUGCUGAACCGGGAACCGUUCUUGAAGAAACCGAGUCACCACUUGGUAGAGAGAAAAGCAAAUCCGAGAGAUGCCUUUGGGUUCCCAAGACGCUGAGGAUCGAUGAUCCAGAGGAAGCCGCUAAAAGUUCGAUAUGGGAGACACUAGGGAUCAAGAAGGACGAAAAGGCAGACACUUUCGGAGCUUUCAGGUCACCGAACAAAGAAAAAAGCAGUCUUUCUCAAGGAAGACGACCAGAGUUGCAAGCGAAUCCUGCUGCUCUUUCUAGGUCAGCAAACUUCCAUGAAAGCUCAUAAAAUGAUGGAUUUGAAUGUUUAGGGUUCAGUCUUGUGUUCCAAGAUAACAAGUGAGUCCUUUUUGUAUAUAUUAUGGUUGACAUAGCGAGGGAGAAGUUAGUUUUUGGGUUGCAGAGUAAAUGUUUGUUGUUGUAUCAUAAAUGGGAAAAAUCCCCAAAACUGUAGUUAAAUAAAUCUUGUAAGAUUUGCUAUUUUCCAUUAUAAUUUACGAUUUGUUUAGUAA